UUGCUUUUGUAACAGGGCGAAAGAAAAAGUUACCACAUGACAAUAGGCAAAGAUUAACACGUGAUGGAACAAAAUAAAAGCAAAGCAACCAGGAACUCACCGACUUUCACAUCCUCUACAAGUGAAGAGAAGUGCAGCUUAACAUGAGCGCACAGGCAAAGAUGUUCGGGAGCUUGCUGUUUGCAGUGUUUUGUGGUGCAGCACUGGCCCAUUUUAACUCCAAUCUAGACCAGCACUGGGAGAUGUGGAAGAAGACUCAUGGCAAGUUUUACUCCAGUGAGGUUGAGGAACUGGGCAGGAGGGAGUUGUGGGAGAGAAACAUUCAACUUAUCACACUCCACAACCUGGAGGCCUCCAUGGGCAUGCAUACCUAUGAUUUGGGCAUGAAUCAAAUGGGUGACAUGACAACAGAGGAGAUCCUGCGAACAUUUGCCGUGACCCGUAUCCCACCUGGCCUUAAGAGGCAAACGGCGAACAUCGUGGGCUCUUCUGGGGAUCCUCUCCCUGACUCUCUGGACUGGAGAGAGAAGGGCUAUGUUACCAGUGUGAAGAUGCAGGGUGCUUGUGGUUCCUGUUGGGCAUUUAGUUCUGUUGGGGCUCUUGAAGGACUGCUAAAAAAGACCACAGGAAAGCUGGUGGACCUCAGUCCUCAAAAUCUGGUGGACUGUUCCUCCAAAUAUGGCAACAAGGGCUGCAAUGGUGGAUUUAUGAGCUCUGCCUUCCAGUAUGUCAUUGAUAAUGGUGGAAUAGACCCAGAGUCAUCUUACCCUUACGAAGGAGUGCAAGGGCAGUGCAGAUACAAUCCAACCCAGCAUGCAGCAAACUGCACCAAGUACUAUUUUGUCCGUCAGGGAGAUGAGGAGGCCCUAAAGCAGGCUCUGUUUAACGUCGGACCCAUUUCAGUAGCUAUUGACGCCACCCGCCCUCAGUUUAUCAUGUACCGCAGUGGAGUUUACAAUGACCCAACCUGCACCAAAAAUGUGAACCAUGCAGUGCUAACUGUGGGAUACGGUACAAUGGAUGGACAGGACUAUUGGCUGGUCAAAAACAGCUGGGGCACCUACUUUGGAGAUGGUGGCUAUAUCCGUAUAGCCCGAAAUCACAACAACAUGUGUGGAAUUGCUUCGUAUGCCUGCUAUCCGGAUUUGUAACUGAAACCCUGUUGAAACAGACCGUUGAACUUGUCAAAAGAAAAUGUAUUUGUAUAAUCAAAUUUCUAGGAUGUGCUUGUUUGUUCUAAAUGUAAAUGAUUUUUAAAUUUUUUGUUUUUUUUAAAUAUCUUACAAAAUAAAUAUUCUAUUUUAGAACCGUU
Molecule: messenger RNA, 1312 nt
Organism: Myxocyprinus asiaticus (Chinese sucker)
Lineage: Eukaryota; Metazoa; Chordata; Actinopteri; Cypriniformes; Catostomidae
Product: cathepsin S-like
Exons: 8
Coding region: 144-1151 (335 amino acids)
Biological process (GO): immune response
Cellular component (GO): lysosome
Molecular function (GO): cysteine-type endopeptidase activity
Source: RefSeq, a predicted model, not a curated record